This is a messenger RNA of Cladocopium goreaui, 6639 nucleotides long. The record is from the annotation of a GenBank genome assembly. Lineage: Eukaryota; Dinophyceae; Suessiales; Symbiodiniaceae.
AUGAAGGCCACUGAAGUUCCGCACCCGACCCAUCAAUUUCUCGAGAUCGGGACGAAGCCACAUGGCAUGCGGCCACCAGCGUGCGAGAGCACACCAGCGGGGCCUGCAACUGCCUUUGGACAUAUGUCACAGGUCACAAAACGCAGUCUGCUGCGGGCAUACAAGCGGGCUCAACAGCAGGGAAUGGCGUGGUACAGAGGCCAACACUACACUGUGGCCGACCUUGAACGGAUGGGAUGUAAAUCUACUUCGACAUCGCCAGGUGCCUUGACAUCAGCCAAGCAACAGGAUCUCCGCCAUUGCAAUUGGCAUCAUGCUACCAAGAGACGUCUCAAAAUGUGGCAGUGGAAUUGCAGUGGACUCUCGGUGCCGAAGUUUGAUGAGGUGAAGGCCUGGCUUGUCAUGCAUCAGAUCGACAUUGCGGUGCUCUUAGAAACCAGAUGGACAUAUGAUGCCACCUGGCAAGACCCAGACUGGCACAUGAUACAUUCUGGAGAUGGACCCCAUAGGGGGAAGGGCAUUGCGAUCCUGGUCUCUCGACGCUUAUGCAAUGGUUCUCAGCUCCAAUGGCAUACCCAUGACAGCGGCAGACUGGUUCACUUGCGCAUCAAUCUCCGACCUCGCAGCCUGGAUGUGCUGGCUUGUUACCAGCACUCAUACCAACCCACUCAAGCUUGCCGGGUUGCCAGGGAUCGAUGGUGGACUCUGUUGGAACGAGUUCUGGCCCAGUUACCUGGCCGGAACUGCCUUGCACUCCUGGGAGAUUUCAACUGUUCCCUUGGCGCCUCUCCUCGGAGUGUUGGCACCUCAACGUUUGGGUGGUGUGGCAAACAAUGCAGUGGCACAGUGCAUCCUGAUCAGAGCAGAUUUGCACAGCUACUGCGCCAUUUUGCUCUGGUAGCGCUGAAUACAUGGUCAGCUCGACUGGGUCCGACGUUUGUGCAUGGCUCCACUGCGAGUCGUAUAGACUUUGCAUGUGCACGUCAACCUUAUGCAGAUGGCGAUGCCAGACAAGUGAAGUAUCUGUGGGACUCUCCUUUUUUGAACCAAACAGAAUAUGGACAUGCCCCUAUGCUCUUCACCAUAGCCAAGCAUUGGAUUCCAGUUUUUGCGCAUCACCGCAUACAGGCAGUCAGCAUGCAACAGAGGAACACUAGCAGACAGGCCUACGUGGAUCAAACUUCAGAAUGGCUUGAUUUUGCACAGUGCUCUGCCAGCCAGCUUCAGGCAACUUUUGCUCACCACUCAGGGUCUGCUGAUCAAUUCAUGGAGGAAAUCCAUCAACAGAUGCUCAAGACCUUUUGUGACCAUUUUCCAGCUGGCCGUACACUUUCAGCUCCACCAGCAUGGCGCCUGACUAUGCCAACGCUGCAGAAUAAGUGGGAACACAGACGCAACAUGCAGAGGAAACAAGCGUUUUUAGUCAGAUCCAAACGUUUUCAAGAGGUUGUUGAUUGUGCUGUGGAUGCAGCUGCCCAACACAAUACCCACAAACUCUUUCAGAUCAUCAAUCGUUUUGCACCCAAACAAACCCGAAAGCAGAUUCAACUCAGAACUUCGGAGGGACGCAUGGCCAGCCCAGUAGAAAGUGUUGCCCUGCUGAACAAAUUUGUAGCUGACACAUGGGCUGGACCUCAGUCCUUUCAGAUGACCUUUGAAGCUGCACCAGGCGUGCCUUUUUCAGUGAGACAGCUUGAAAGGGCUCUGGCUCUGAUCCCGCCAGGGAAGGCAGUGGCAAAGCCUUUUGCUCCUGGAGUCGUCUGGAAACAGCAUGCCUCCAUCCUAGCUCCAGCCUUGCAUGCCAAACUUUUGGAUUGGUGGUCUACCACCCCUCCCCAAAUUCCUUGUUCAUGGCGCCAUGGAUGGUUAUUUCUAAUUCCUAAAGCAUCCAAGACACCAGAUUCCCCUCACCAUUUGCGCCCGCUGGCGCUGCAGGAACCAGUAGGUAAGGCCAUCCUUGGUUUGAUCAUCCGUUUAGCCAUGACUGAAGCCAAUGAUCAUCUUGCCAUUUUUCCUGUUUGGGCUUAUUUGGUGCAUCGUUCCACGCUGGAUGCGAUUAGGAGGGUUAGCUUGCAUUGUGCCGAAAUCAGGGAGCUUUUACAGUUUCAGAGAUCUACUCCUCACAAGAGGGUGCGCAGACAGCCGCAAUAUAGCCUGUAUGGGGGCCUUCAGAUCUGCUUGGACUUGCGAUGUGCUUUUGACUGUGUGGAUAGGUGUAGGCUUUUUCAACGUCUACAUCAACUCAACAUCAGUCAGUCCCUGAUCCAGCUGUUGACCACGUGGCAUGAACACUCUGUUUACUAUGUCCAACAUGAUCAUGCAGACUGCCCCAUAGCCAUUGGCCGUGGCGUCCGCCAAGGCUGCAAGGCGGCCCCGGGAUUGUGGAACUUUUUUGUUGUGCUGCUGUUACAUGACUUGAUGGACUAUGUUCCCCUGCAUUGGAUUCAAAGGCACUUGACCAUUUAUGCUGACGAUUUUCACAUUGGUUCCAAGUUUGUUUCCUUUGAAGAAUUCCAAUAUUGUCGGAAGGUGGUGGGCAUUUUGUUUUCACUUUUGGAAUCCAUGCAACUGCGCAUCAACCCUGACAAGUCAGUCGUCAUUUUGGAAAUGCGGGGGAGCAGAAGCCAUGCCUUGCGACCGACGGUCACCAGACGCGAUCGUGAUGGAGAAAAGAUGAUUUUUUACAAGCUUGACAGCACCUCAGUGAGCAUUCCCAUUCACAGAACUGCAAAGUACUUGGGGGUGAUGAUCUGUUAUGGCAACUUUGAAGAUCUCAGCUUGAAACAUCGGCUCUCCUUGAUGCAUACAGGUUUUCGACGCAUGCAGAAAUGGCUCCUGGGCAAACACAGCCUCAGCGUGAAACAGCGAUACCAACUUUGGCUUACAUGCAUUUACCCAAUACUGAGCUAUGGCAUUUGUGCAACAGGUCUCACAUCAGUGGGUAUCAAACUGGCAACAACACAGAUGACCAUUAUGCUACGCAAGCUGAUGCAUGACCAUUCCUAUGUGACUAGACGCACAAAUCAACAUGUGUUUGCUAUUCACAAGUUCUUCACCCCGGCGCAACUGCUUCAUGGCACUGCGACUGGACUUUGGAGGACCACACAUGAACGGGACACAGUGUUACCAGCACAUGACCUGGCCCGACACAUUGACUGGAGUCAUUUACAGCAGCUUGUCAGCUUUUUGGAUCAUUUGCAGGCCACUGAAUCUUCAGAGAAGCCCUGGACACCUUUGGGUGAGGCUUGCUAUGCCAGCCCUUUUUUUCAAUGUGCUCAAUGCGAUUUUUGCACAGAUCAGGAACUUUUGCCUGGACCAGCUCCGUGCACGACGCCCUUGAGACGCAUUGGUGCUUCCCUUGGCAGUUUGGACAUCAUGCAACCACAUUUGGCAGAUGCAGCUGCAAGAGGUGUCCGUUUGAUCACUCCAGAUGAACUACAUCACUUACGCCAACAGGCAUUUGGAGAUCGACUUCUUCAUAUUGUGCAGGAGCGUUCGUGGGACAGGGUUGCUGCAGAUUCUGAGAUUUGCCAGUAUUUGAGCUCCCGCUGCGUCAUCUGUGACCAUCAAUUCACCAGAUGCCAAGAACUUCAUCAACACUUCCGUUUGCAGCAUGCGGAGUUGUGGGAGUACGCUCCUCAGAAGUCAAUUCAGCUGACAAAUUUAUUUUCUUCUGAAAGUCCUUGUGCGUGCUGCGGAGCCUUAUUCAAGACUCAUUCCUGCCCGACCUGGUCUCAGAUAGCAGUCUUGCUGGUGAACGGUGCUGGCCUCGACAUGCAGAUCAAUGACCCAGUUCAGGAAGUCCGGCAACGCUGUGAACUCUGUCUUGAAUGUUUCACUACGUCCACAGACCUGGUCCGACAUCUGCAGGACAGACAUGGACUCCAGGGUCUGAGCUACAACGAAAGCCGCGACUCAUUGGAUGGAACCUCAGCAUGCGCACAUUGUGGGCAAUUGUUCCAAACAUUGGGCGGGCUCAAAUCUCAUGUGGUGCAGGGCCGAUGUUUGUAUUUCAAUCCUCAGGCUACGGCCGAGACCAAGCCUGUCGAUGAGAACAGCAAACAGGCCUGUCUUGAUGGCAAGCUUCUGACUGUCCUCCAGGAUCCCAUGGUGCGGAUGAGACUGACGGUGGUUUGUCAGGCCUGUGGCAAGGGCUGCAAGAGGGCUGCCGACUUGGCCCUACACCUUCAAACUGCUCACUCCAGAUUGUGGAGAAAAUCGCAAAGGCUCACUCUCAUCAUGGUUGAUGCAUUUUAUCAACAUCAGUGUUUCUGCAAUCCUUCAUCGGGCGUACACAGAACACAACAUGUUUGUUUGCCGUUCAGGCAACUGGCAAUGGCCUUUCAUCGUAUGGGAGUAGAACCAUUUGCGCCAACCGUGAUCACUGACAAACUGCUGAAGGACAUUCUUGCAGACACAUUGCCACGAGCUGCCAAGUACCGCUUGGAAAGGGCGUUGGUUCAUCGCACUUUUUCUGACACAUGGCAGGACUCUGAGAUCCUGAAGCUGAUGCGGGAACACUGCAUACUUUGCGGUGCUCAACCGGCCCCAUCUGACAUGGCCUUGCAUCUGCGGGAGGAGCAUCAGUGCAAUCAUGAGAUGUUUCUUUUCUAUAUGGAACAGCUCUUGCCCAUUGCAUUGGAGCCGAACUUGGAUCACUAUCAGUGUCAUUUGUGCGACCUUGUUUUCAAUUUGCCUUCUUCUUUGCGGCCUGAUGAAACACUGUCUGCUCGAGCCCAAAUUGCCUUGUCUCACCUGCGUGGAGCUUGUCCUGUGCUGAUCCAAUUGGCUCAGCUUUUCGGGGAGGCCUUUGGGGCCCUGGCGCCUCUCUUCCACGACAAGUCCCUCCAGCUGGCCGAGAACCCCCGGCAGACCAAAGCCAGACGUCGCGACGGCCCAAAAGACAGCGCCGAGGGGACGGAGGAGCAACCAGCAGCCAUGGAGGCCACACAGAAGGUUUUGGCGACCCUGGUCACUCUUCUGGUCCGACACGACCAGGAGCUGCAAGGACUCAGAAGAAUGGAUCAAUUCAUUCUUUUUUUGAAUCCCGAACAGACAGGCGCUCUUCAUCUCAUGAUGCAGGAGACGGUCCAAUGGAAACAAAAGAUGGAGGGUACAUCCACAGCUCAGAUGAUGCCGCUGCGCCAACAUCUGGUGCUGACGAUGCUGAACGCCAUGAGAACCCGAGCAGGGAAGAUAGUCGCUGCCAAGGAGACGGACGACCUCUUCACCACCUCCCUGGCCAAGGGACUGAUCUUGGCAGACAAGAGCUUCCCAUUUCACAGGUGGGACCCGGCCACCCAGUUGCUGAUCCUGGACAAGAAAGAGCCCAUCAGUGCGGCCAAGAUGGAACAGAACUUGGAGGAGCUGACGGAACUGCUUACCCACAGGGAAGCUGUGAUCAGAUUCCAUGCAUUGCGGGCCCCGGAUGCGCAGACCGACAAAACAGUGCCCUGGCGUCUACAGAUUCACCUGAGGCACGACAGGGUCUACGACCUUUUGCAUUACCUGACGCACAAUGCCAUCUGGAUGGUCGUAGGCCAUGGUGGGUCCAAACAAGCCCAAAGGCCGCGGCAAGGGGAAGGGCAAGAGCAAGCAGCCCAAGAAGAACACAACAGAGAAGUCCGAAUCCUGAGCUCUGAGAAGGUAGCCAAACUUACUCAGAUCAUGUGUCAGUUGCGUUUGACCAAUGACAGCAACUGGUGCUACGGAAAUGCUUCUUUGCACAGUUUGAUCUGGUGCCUUCUUUGUCUGCAGAUUCCUAUGACGGAUCUUUGGGGACCACACCUGAGUGAUUUGCUUAUUUUCAUUCAGCAGCAUGCCCAUCAACCGGCCAAGCUGUGUGAGUGUGAAUGGUUUCAGGCAAUAGUCAAAGACUGGGGUGCAACUCAUGCCCAGAAAGAUAGCGCUGAAUUCAUUCAGCGCGCUCUGCACUGGCUACGAGCUGCGGCGUUUGACAUGCGCUGGGAGAGAAGAAUUGAGACUGCUGACUGCAUACAUGUUCAUGAUUCCAAUAGCAAUUACACGCCGAUUACAUUGAUCAUCCCUGAGCGUUUGCAUUUGAAUGGACAGUGCCAGCUAUCUCAAUUGGUGCUCGCCUGGACUCAGGAGCACUCCAUGUGUGCUGCGCUACUGGAUGCCCCGUCAUGCCUUUGCUUUCAUGUUGAUAGGUUUUAUCGCACGCCUGAUGGUGAGGUACAGAAAAGCCUGUGUCGUAUUGACAUUGACACGGAAGUGACCAUGCCUGUUUUCCGCAAUCAACGUUUGGGUUGUGCGACUGCUGGCUAUAUUCCAGUUGCUGGAGUAGCUCAUUUUGGCAGUGACAUGGCUGGACACUGCAAGGCAAUGCUCAAAAUGCAGCCCACCCUGACAGCUGGAGGACAACCGGCAGCCUGGCUGGUGACAGAGGAUGAUCAUCAUCCCACUCCGAUGUGGCAGUGUCCGGCCUGGUUUGCCAGCAAUUUAGUUGUCAUUUGGAUGCUCAGAACAGAUUGCCUGCGUCUCCCCGUGUUUCUUGCCCAGUCCGAAAAUGAUGCCCCAGCAGAUGCCCAGAAGACCGACAAACCUGACAGUGCACUUUUGCAACUUUUGCAAUCGCAGCCUGGAGCCUUCUCAUUGGAGUCGACCGGACUCAAAUGA